AUGGUGUGCUUCCACUCAUUCACUCUUCUUUCCCUCGCUUCCGCGGCUGCUGCGCAGCAGUGUAAGAUCCAGUUCGAUGGACGAAUCCCGUCCGGGACCGCGUUGAAGGCCCUCGACGCGAAGAACAACUUCUUCAACCCCCAAAAUGUCUUCGGCAAGGGCCUGGCCUUCAGCAAAGUCCUGCAACUGCCCAAGCAGGCCGGCUCGCCUUUCGAUGGCACCGCCAACGUGCCCGUUGAGAUCACCAUCAGCGACAAGUCCAUCUUUAAUAACCAGACAGGCUUCCGCCGCGCCGAGCUCAUCCCAUCCAGCAACUCGGGCACCGACGCCUCCACCACCGGCGUCAAAACCUUGCAUUUCAGCAUCGCGAAGGACGCACAGCGCCCGCUGAAUGCGUCUCACGAAUACCAGAUGGCUUUCCUGGAGAGUAACGACUUCAGCACGAACCAGAUGGUCCUCAAGACUGGAACCAUCCUCGGCGGAAACACCGCGGACCCGGACACCCUCCAGCUCUUCGGCAACGUCAACACGAAGCCGGUGCCUCCCCUGCUUUUUAGCACACCGUUCACUGAAGGUGUCACCCACAACUUUGCCGUCACCUUGGACUUUAAUGCCAAUACCAGCAAGGUCUUCUAUUCCACAGAUAAGAACGCCCUCGCCCCUCAGGGUGAUGCCGUCAAGAACGAUGUGAGCGGACAGGGCCAGUACCACUUCGGCCUCCUGAAGAAGCCCGUUGGAGGCGAGGGAGACAUCACCAAGAACGGUUUCCAGCCUGCUGGAAUCAACGAGGGCGUCAUCUUCAGUGGCAUCUUCCUGGAGGACAGUGCCAACGGAUGCGUUAGCUUGUCUCCGUAA
This is a messenger RNA of Colletotrichum karsti, 855 nucleotides long. RefSeq lists its product as uncharacterized. NCBI's taxonomy places the organism in Eukaryota, Fungi, Ascomycota, Sordariomycetes, Glomerellales, Glomerellaceae. The transcript is spliced from 3 exons. Bases 1 to 855 code for a protein of 284 amino acids. The record is from RefSeq and is a predicted model, not a curated record.